AUGGUUAAAGUAGCAAUUUUAGGUGCAGCAGGUGGUAUUGGUCAACCUUUAUCUUUAUUGACUAAAUUGGACAAGAAUGUCGAUGAGUUGGCUUUGUUCGAUGUUGUCAAUGUACCAGGGGUUGGUGCCGAUUUAGGUCACAUCAAUUCUAACUCUAAAACUCAAUCUUAUUUACCAAAAGAUAAAGAAGAUAAAACUGCUUUAGCUGCUGCUUUGAAAGAUUCUGACUUGGUUAUCAUUCCAGCUGGUGUUCCAAGAAAACCAGGUAUGACUAGAGAUGAUUUAUUCAACAUUAAUGCCUCAAUUAUUAAAGGUUUAGCUGAAGGUAUUGCUGAAAACUCUCCAAAAGCUUUUGUCUUGGUUAUUUCUAACCCAGUCAACUCUACUGUUCCAAUUGUUGCCGAAACUUUGAAAGCUAAAGGUGUUUACGAUCCAGCUAGAUUAUUCGGUGUUACUACUUUAGAUAUUGUUAGAGCUAACACUUUUAUUGCUCAAUUAUACCCACAAGAAACUAAACCAUCUGAUUUCAACAUUAAUGUUGUUGGUGGUCAUUCUGGUGAAACAAUUGUUCCAUUGUAUUCUUUGGGUAACUCUAAACAAUACUAUGAUAAAUUAUCAGAAGAACAAAAGAAGGAAUUGAUUAAAAGAGUCCAAUUCGGUGGUGAUGAAGUUGUUCAAGCUAAAAAUGGUGCUGGUUCCGCCACUUUGUCAAUGGCUUAUGCUGGUUAUAGAUUAGCCGAAUCUAUCUUGAAGGCUGUUAACGGUCAAUCCGAUAUUGUUGAAUGUGCUUACUUGAACUUGGAUUCUUCUAUCAAGGGUGCUGAAGAAGCUAAGAAAUUGGUUAAAGAUUUAGAUUUCUUCUCCUUGCCAGUGCAAUUGGGUAAGAAUGGUAUUGUAGAAGUUAAAUACGAUAUUUUGAACCAAGUUUCUGAUGAUGAAAAGAAAUUAUUGGACGUUGCCAUUGAGCAAUUGGCCAAAAACAUUGAAAAAGGUGUUUCAUUUGCUAAAAACUAA
Candida tropicalis MYA-3404 is the source of this 1014-nucleotide messenger RNA. It is a transcript of the gene MDH1, whose product is annotated as malate dehydrogenase. Gene Ontology annotation, cellular component: cytoplasm. Gene Ontology annotation, biological process: malate metabolic process; tricarboxylic acid cycle. Lineage: Eukaryota; Fungi; Ascomycota; Pichiomycetes; Serinales; Debaryomycetaceae. The record is from RefSeq and is a predicted model, not a curated record. The coding region runs from base 1 to 1014 and encodes 337 amino acids. The transcript has a single exon. Gene Ontology annotation, molecular function: L-malate dehydrogenase (NAD+) activity.